AUGUUCAAAUCCCCAAGCCGCGGCCUCUGGGUCUGCACACAAUGUGUUAGACAAGCUUCCAGUGGCCAACAGCGCCGGUGGAUGGCCGCCGUGUCCCGCGCUGCUUCCUCGAGCCUCCCCGCCGAUCAUGCACCCCCGGGUAGAAAUACUGACGAUGCGAUCCUCCGCGAGCUCUUCGACUCCCCUUCCCGUGCUAUGAAAGCAUUCAAAGCAGAAGGACCCAGCGUUGGCUUGUUCAAGAACCGAUACCUCACCAGCCCGAAUGGCUUCUACAUUUUCGCCCGUCGAAGCUUAGACAAGGCUCAAAGGAUUGUCCACCGAGUCCUUCAUGCGUCGAUUAUAUCUGAAUACCAGGCCAUUGUUAAGGAUCUGGAUCGUCUAAGCGAUCUGCUCUGCAGAGUUCUUGAUCUAUCUGACUUUGUCAGAAUGACGCAUCCUGAUCCGAAGUUUCAACAAGCAGCUGCGGGGGCUUGGUCUCUGGUAUACCAGUAUAUGAACCAGCUAAACACCAUGACUGGGUUGAGUGACCAACUCGUUAAAGCCAUGGAUAAUCCAGACGUUGUUGCAUCUUGGUCAGAGGAGGAAAGAACGGUUGCGGAGAUAUUGAAGUUGGACUUCACCAAGUCAGCUGUCGACCUACCCCAACAAGAACGAGAUCGAUUCGUGGACCUCUCGCAGCAGAUAAGUGAAGUCGGGUCUAUGUUUGUCUCUGACAUGGCUCCCGCAAAGAGAGAAGUCGUGCUGCCAUCCUCGAGUUUUUACGGGUUGUAUCCAGGAAUCGCCCGAGCACUCACAAUGAGGGGCAAGUUGCGCCUCCCUACUACUGGACCUGAAGCCCAGGCCGCGCUCCGAAGCGUCAAGGACGAAAACACGCGGAAAGAAGUUUUUACCGCGAUGCGCACUGCAUCGAAGCAGACUAUCCACUUACUGGAGACUAUGCUGAAGCUUCGAUCAGAGUUGGCGAACCUGGCCGGUUUCUCGAGCUAUGCUCACCUCUCAUUGAAAGACAGGAUGAUGGCCAAGUCUCCCAGCGCGGUGUUGCAGUUUCUUCACGCGCUGCAGAAGUACAACACACCCAUUGUGCAGGAGGAAAUGGCGGACCUCUUAAAGCUGAAGCAGACUCGUCUUGACAGCACUGCUACUCAGGUUCACCCAUGGGACAAGGAUUUCCUUAUGGACGGGGUGCGCGCUGAGAUGAGACUUCCCGUCCGCCACCCUGAUCAUCUUCCAUCCUUCUUCUCGAUCGGAACUGUCAUGCAGGGCAUGUCAAGGCUGUUCACCCGUCUGUAUGGCAUAUCCUUUAAGCCUAGAGAGUCACAGCCAGGUGAGACAUGGCACGAGGACGUCCGACGAUUGGACGUCGUCACUGACACGGGAGAGUUGAUUGCUGUCCUGUAUUGCGACCUGUUUUUCAGAGAGGACAAGUCCCCUAACCCUGCCCACUUUACAGUGCGGUGCUCCCGAGCAAUCGCUCCCUACGAAAUCCAGGAGGCCGCGGAGGACUUGCACAACAACUCGUCUGGCAUGCCCAAGUUUGAUAGGGCAGAGCAAGCUGCCAACGACGGUAUGGAGAGCUUGCAGCAGGAUGGCGUCCUGAUGCAACUGCCUACCAUUGCCCUGGUCUGUGACUUUCCGAAGCAUGAUGCGAGCAGCUCAGCGCCGGCGCUUUUGUCUUACUACCAGGUCGAGACUCUUUUCCAUGAAAUGGGCCAUGCCAUCCACUCCAUCCUCGCUCGUACCAAGUUUCAGAACGUUGCUGGCACCAGAUGCGCAACAGAUUUUGCGGAGCUCCCGUCUACGCUGAUGGAGCACUUCGCUGCCGACCCGUCAGUGCUAGGAUUGUUUGCACGCCACUGGAAGACAGACGAGCCACUUCCCUACCAGAUGGUUGCGGAGAGAAUCCGCCUAGCUAAGCGAUUUGAGGGCGUUGACACUGAGAACCAAAUCCUCCUCUCCCUGCUUGAUCAGGCCUACCAUUCCCCUGAAGUGGCUGAUCCCUCCUUCAACUCGACGACAGUCUACCACAACCUGCAGAAGCAAUACGCUCAGGGUGGACCCGACCCCCCAGGCACCUGCUGGCAGGGCUUCUUCGGUCACCUCCACGGGUACGGCAGCACCUACUACAGCUACGUUUUCGAUCGUGUUCUAGCCGAGCGUGUCUGGAGAGUCGUUUUCUCCGCAGGCGCGGACGGUAAGGCGUUGGAUCGGGCCAACGGCGAGCGGCUCAAGGAGAACCUCUUGAAGUGGGGUGGCAGCCGCGAUCCAUGGCAAUGUCUGGCAGACACGCUGCAAGAUGAUCGCCUCGCCAAGGGUGACGAUAAGGCCAUGGCGCUCGUUGGUAGCUGGGGCAUCAAAGACGAUCACGCUUGA
Molecule: messenger RNA, 2370 nt
Organism: Colletotrichum truncatum
Lineage: Eukaryota; Fungi; Ascomycota; Sordariomycetes; Glomerellales; Glomerellaceae
Product: peptidase family M3 protein
Biological process (GO): peptide metabolic process
Cellular component (GO): mitochondrion
Molecular function (GO): metalloendopeptidase activity
Source: RefSeq, a predicted model, not a curated record